Didymodactylos carnosus is the source of this 1942-nucleotide messenger RNA. The record is from the annotation of a GenBank genome assembly. Lineage: Eukaryota; Metazoa; Rotifera; Eurotatoria; Philodinida; Philodinidae.
UUCCAGAAUAUCGUUCUUUUUGUCUGCAGUGUAAGCACAGCUGUUAUUUUUGCACCCUGAAAAAAAAGAUCAUCAUCAUAGAAUGGAUUGAUUACGUGUCUAACACACUCUAGCCUUUCGCCUCUCUGCAUUAUUUUCGAAUAUUCGUUGUUCUUAGUUCAGAAUAGCUUUGCUUAUGUUCUCAUUAUAUUUUCUGUUUUAGAUCUUAAACAAAAUGAGUUCCUGUUCAACAUUGUGUCUGAGUAGUAGUGGUACUAUGCCAACUCUGAAAUGCAUUUCUUGUUCGCUACUCUACCAUCUUGACUGUGUUAGUGAGUACAAUAGUGCUGAUCAAGAGCAGUCAGAUCUAAAUUUAUGUCGAGUAUGAACAAAUAUUUUUCUUAGUAUAUUUAUUGCUCGUAGUUCUCAUGUGAUUUAGGCGUGUUGUACGGAAACUUAUAAAAUAUCACCAGAUACUCCAACUGUCAAAUUUGAUAAUCAUCGUACAAUGGCUGACACCCAUUCAUUAGCGUUUAAUCGUUUUGAACUCGUACGGAGUUGUUUACAAUCGAAACAAUAUUACUGUAUCAAAGUGAAUGAUCGACAUAUUCUGCUACAUCGAAAUUCUAUUAAAUCUAACGGUAGCGGUUGGUCGUUAGAACUUCCACCGGAAAUCAUUUCGAGAUCAUUUGGUACGAAGCAAAUGUCGAAUAUCGAUGCUGUCUUAGUCAAUCAUCAAUUAGACGAACAUUUGUAUGAUAUUAUCGUGUUUCCAGAUAAAUCAGCUAGUAUUGUAAAUAGAGAUCUAGAAAAAUCAGAAGUAAAUGAUGAUUAUAUAAUGAUUAAUGAAGAAGAUGACGAUAUUCAAAUAGUGAAUUAUUGCGCACCACCGCAACAUCCUUCAUCCCCUGUUCGUGAACAGCAAUCAACUAUUAAUGAUCAAAUGAAUAAACAAGAUGAGGAUAACGAUUCAUCUUAUAAUAGUUUCAUACAGGAUUUCGUUUCACCAAUGACGUCACCGUGUUAUGCUGAAUUUAAUAAAAUAUUAGAAUCAUUUGAUAAAGAAGAAAUUCAACAAUUACCGCCACCAUCACCAUUAUCUUCACCUUCUUCUUUUAAAGAGACUCAAAAUCUAGAAGAAAUGACGAAGAACAAAAGUUCUAGAUCGUUCUUAUCACGCUCACGAGAUUCACUCAAAAAUUCUAGUCCCGCUAGACAACUUCGUUCACCUGUAUCAAAAUCAAAGCUUAAACGUUCUUUUUAUUGUCGGAAAACAUUCACACCUGUUCGCUAUUCAAAACGUAAAAUAAUCAAAUCACAAUCUUCGAAAGAUAAAUCAAAUGAUACAAUUAUUACUAAAGAUGAGAAUAAGAAUGAAGGAAUAGUUCUUAGUCCAGAAUUAGUUUCAAAUGCACUGAUAACAAUGAACGAUACGCUUAUAUCUUGCAAACCACCAACUAGCUCAAUUAGUACUGGUAUCGCUAUUAAAGAAACUGUUCAAACAGGAAAUGUAGCCUUAAUUUUAGGUGAAGAAAUGAGUACUGAUAAUAACUUAAUGCACAUAAAAUCAACACAAACUUAUGUUAUCAAGGUAGGUCAAUCAAAAAAUAACGAGGAAAACCAACAACACCAAAAAUGUAAAUUACCACUCUACACAGCUGGGGAUUUAUCGUGGCUAUCAAAUAUUGGAAUAAAAACUGAUUAUAUUCAUACUUUCGCUCAAACAUUAGACAAUUAUCAAAAGUCAGCGCGAACGUCAACGAUAAUCAAGGAUAUUGGACAAGCUAUGAAAGAGAAUGGAGAACAAAUAGCUCCAUCGAUCAGUGAAAGAACAUCGAUAACAGUGUAUAAAGGGCAGCAAGAAAGUGAACAGCAAACUUUACAGUGUGAACAACAACUUUCGUCUCAACUAUCAGUAGAAUUAAUAAAUAAUGUAGAGAGGCGAAAGGCUAGAGUGUGUUAG